Molecule: messenger RNA, 2149 nt
Organism: Aedes aegypti (yellow fever mosquito)
Lineage: Eukaryota; Metazoa; Arthropoda; Insecta; Diptera; Culicidae
Gene: STUB1
Product: E3 ubiquitin-protein ligase CHIP
Exons: 4
Coding region: 662-1528 (288 amino acids)
Biological process (GO): protein polyubiquitination; cellular response to misfolded protein; positive regulation of proteolysis
Cellular component (GO): cytoplasm; Z disc
Molecular function (GO): protein-folding chaperone binding; ubiquitin protein ligase activity
Source: RefSeq, a predicted model, not a curated record
UUUUCCGCCGCAGCCAUCGUCGCAGUCCCGUCAAAAACAGUUUUUCCGCGGAUCGUUUCUUCAAGACGUCUUCAAGCUAGUGAAAAUUCAAUUUUUCGCGUCUCCACUUGGUUAUUGUGUACAAAACAGCCUAGCGAGUCGUGUGUGGCGUAACACAAAAAACCAGCUACUGGAUACCCAUACUUACCUACAGCUGAUUCUCAUUGUGCGAUAUUUAUCGAGUCGAGUGAGUGAAUGUCGUCGUGCUGCUUCACAUAACAAAACACGGAUCGGAGGAAAAUAGAUUUUUCCCUGUGCAGUUUUUUUUUUCGCUUCCAUCGUUUUGGGGCUCAGUUUCGCUUUGACAGUCGAUCGGGGAGAAAGGCUCGCAGGAGGAGCAAUUUUUUCGCGGACGCCCAACAAGUUAAAGGGAAAAUCUCUGUGAUUUUAGUCGGUUGCCUGGAAGACUUUGGAAUUUCGGGUCUGGUGCGAUAAAGGAGGAUUACCUAAGAUUUAAGAAAGAGGAAGCUUUUCAAGUGUGGGUGUUUGGAAGUGAUUCGCGAAACGAUACAGCUGAUAAGUGAAGGAGAUUGAUUUACGCCCUUCUACGCCUCGGAUAUUUUCACAUCUUCAUUUAGCGGAAGAACAAUUCGGAACGGUGUUACGGAGGAGCGGAUAGACCAUGAGCAAGCAUAUGUACUCGACGGCCAAUCUGACCGAUGUGGAGCUGAAAGACCAGGGCAAUCGGAUGUUUUCCGCGAGAAAAUACGACGAUGCCAUCAAUCUCUACACCAAGGCAAUAAUCAAAAACCCAACCAAUGCCACAUACUUCACAAACCGGGCUCUGUGUCACAUCAAGAUGAAGCGAUGGGAAUCGUCCUGUACGGACUGCCGACGGGCACUGGACAUGGAUCCGAACCUGGUCAAGGGACACUUCUUCCUCGGUCUCAGCCUGAUGGAGUUGGACUCGUACGAUGAGGCCAUCAAGCACCUGAUGCGGGCACACGACUUGGCGCGGGAACAGAAACUCAACUUCGGAGACGACAUCGCGUCGCAGCUGCGCCUGGCUCGCAAGAAACGCUGGAACAUCCAGGAGGAGAAACGGAUCUGCCAGGAGAUCGAACUGCAAUCCUAUCUCAAUCGACUCAUUAACGAGGACAUGGAAAACAGACUAGCUAAGCUUAAGCUGGAUGACACACUGAAUGAGGAUGCCGUGAGGGACAAGUCGAUGGAGAUUGAACGUGAAUGCGAAAAUCACACCACAGAACUGAACAAUAUUUUCGCAAAAGUCGAUGAUAGACGGAGGAAACGAGAAGUACCUGACUACUUGUGUGGCAAGAUAAGCUUCGAACUGCUGGUAGAUCCCGUUAUCACCCCAUCUGGUAUGACGUACGAACGCAAGGACAUCGAGGAGCACCUGCAACGAGUUGGCCAUUUCGAUCCCGUGACUCGGGUUAAGCUGACGCAGGACCAACUGAUAGCCAACUACUCCAUGAAGGAGGUGGUCGAUGCCUUCCUGGCAGAGAACGAAUGGGCCCUAGAUUACUAAAAGAAAGCAUCCUGCGCUCCUACAAAUAGAUACACCUCUAGCUCCUAGCGAACGGACAGUGAAUGCAUUGGCGGCGGGAAGAAAGUGCAACCCGAAGCUCAAUCACCAGGUAUGUUGGAACUUUUUCUUAACUGUGUUUCCACCAGCUCUUCAAGAAGCGACUGAGCAAUUUCCUUCGAUUUUUACUACGAACAUAAAUGUUUUAAUGUAUUUAUCGUUAUCUAAAUAUCAUGGAGUUUGACCAAUUUAGUGUCAGCUGUGAGUAUCGCUUUACUCUCGAGGUAACUCAAAACAUCCAAACUUAUCAAAUAUCUAGAUGUGAACUGUGACCUAUAUGUUUCCUUGAAUAAACCGUUCUGUACGCUCAAAGCAGAAAAAAUAUAUCGCCAUUCAACGUAGCAACAAGUUGAACAAAUGUAAUUCAUUGAAUUGUUGGAAGAUUUGUUGAAUUAUUUUUGACUACCUUAUUAAAAAAGAACCGUAUUUUCAAGCGUGAUCAGCAGUUAUUUAGAUUGGCAAGCAGACAGAUUUAAACAAUUUCACUUGGUGAUUCUUUAGUUUUAAGUUAUGUAAAUUGAAAAUUACCUUAAGAAAUUAGCGAAUAAAAUAUCUUUAUUUCGA